Coccomyxa subellipsoidea C-169 is the source of this 1785-nucleotide messenger RNA. RefSeq names its product cytosolic phosphoglucose isomerase. Gene Ontology annotation, molecular function: carbohydrate derivative binding; glucose-6-phosphate isomerase activity; monosaccharide binding. The record is from RefSeq and is a predicted model, not a curated record. Gene Ontology annotation, biological process: glucose 6-phosphate metabolic process; gluconeogenesis; glycolytic process. The coding region runs from base 1 to 1785 and encodes 594 amino acids. The transcript is spliced from 11 exons. Gene Ontology annotation, cellular component: cytosol. Lineage: Eukaryota; Viridiplantae; Chlorophyta; Trebouxiophyceae; Coccomyxaceae.
AUGUGUGAUGGAAAGGAGUUGGAGACAGCGUCGUUGCAAAUCUCCCAGACUCCAGAGUGGAAAGCUUUGGAAGAUCAUGUCACCGAAAUCGAGAAAACGCAUUUGAGGGACCUUCUCAGGGACGGCCACAGAAGUGAUACCCUUUUCCACGAGUUCAACAAGAUUAUUGCAGACUUCUCAAGGCAGAGGGUCACGAGCAAGACUCUCGAGCUUUUGACGAAUCUGGCUGAGAGGGCCAAGCUGCGGGAGAAGAUUAAUGCAAUGUUUGCUGGCGAGCACAUCAACACUACAGAGGACCGCGCUGUGCUCCACGUGGCCUUGAGGUCUCCGCGCACAAAGAAAAUUGUUGCGGACGGCGUUGACGUGGUGCCAGACGUCUGGCAAGUGUUGGACAAGAUCAAGGACUUUUCAGACAAGGUGCGCUCGGGGGAGUGGUUGGGCGCCACUGGCAAGCCCCUGACGGAUGUGGUGGCCAUCGGCAUUGGCGGCUCCUUCCUUGGGCCGCUCUUUGUCCACACAGCCCUCCGCACAGACCAGACCGCGUCAGAGCAGGGCCGGGGGCGAAAUCUGCGUUUUCUUGCCAACGUGGAUCCAGUGGAUGUGGCUCGCGCACUGAAUGGCCUGAAGCAGGAGACCACCCUCGUGGUGGUGGUGUCCAAAACCUUCACCACAGCUGAAACCAUGCUCAAUGCCCGUACUGUACGGACAUGGCUUACCACUGAGCUUGGCCCUGCGGCCGUGGCCAAGCACAUGGUGGCGGUCUCGACCAACCUGAAGCUGGUCAAGGAGUUUGGCAUUGACCCCAACAACGCCUUUGCCUUCUGGGACUGGGUCGGCGGCCGCUACUCCGUCUGCUCCGCCGUCGGCAUGCUGCCUCUCAGCCUUCAGUACGGCUUCGACAUCACCGAGAAGUUCCUGGAGGGCGCGCACGACGUGGAUGAUCACUUCCGGACGGCGCCGUUUGAGGACAACAUUCCGGUGCUGCUGGGCUUGAUGGGAGUGUGGAACACCACCUUCCUGGGCUACCCCUCCCUCGCCAUCCUUCCCUACACCCAGGCCCUCUCCAAGCUCGCUCCCCACAUCCAGCAGGUGUCCAUGGAGAGCAAUGGAAAGGGCGUGGCCCUGGACGGGUCGAAGCUGUCCUUUGAGGCCGGCGAGAUCGACUUUGGCGAGCCGGGCACCAACGGCCAGCACAGCUUCUACCAGCUCAUUCACCAGGGCAGGGUGGUCCCCUGCGAGUUCAUCGGCAUUGUGAAGAGCCAGCAGAGUGUCUACCUCAAGGGCGAGGUGGUGUCCAACCACGACGAGCUGAUGUGCAAUUUCUUUGCGCAAGCGGACGCGCUGGCCACGGGCAAGACGCCGAUCGAGCUGCGCGCGGAGAACGUGCCAGACUCGCUCAUCCCCCACAAGACCUUCACAGGCAACCGCCCCUCCAUCUCCAUCCUACUCCCCGAGCUGAACGCCUUCACCGUGGGACAGAUCCUGGCGCUCUACGAGAACAGGAUCGCAGUUCAGCAGGGCUUCAUUUGGGGGAUCAAUUCUUUCGACCAGUGGGGAGUGGAGCUGGGUAAGGUGCUGGCCAGCAAAGUGCGCGCGGAGAUGCACACCUGCCGCACCAAGGACCGCAACGUGUCCCCCACCGACGGCUUCAACCACUCCACCACCAAACUCCUCAACAGGUACCUGGAGGGCAAGGCUCGCCUGUUGUACCCCGAGCCCGAGGAUGUGUUCCCAUGCGACCUGAUUGAUUCAGACACGUGCCGCCCUCCUUCCUCAUAUGUGUAA